This is a messenger RNA of Cryptotermes secundus, 2281 nucleotides long. It is a transcript of the gene GlnRS, whose product is annotated as probable glutamine--tRNA ligase. Gene Ontology annotation, cellular component: cytoplasm; aminoacyl-tRNA synthetase multienzyme complex; cytosol. NCBI's taxonomy places the organism in Eukaryota, Metazoa, Arthropoda, Insecta, Blattodea, Kalotermitidae. Gene Ontology annotation, biological process: translation; glutaminyl-tRNA aminoacylation. Gene Ontology annotation, molecular function: ATP binding; glutamine-tRNA ligase activity. The record is from RefSeq and is a predicted model, not a curated record.
GUGGGGUGGCGCGUAGGGCGCGUAGGUCGCACAACAUAAGUGCCAUAAGUGUAUGUUCAGUGCGUUUGUGUGCGUUGUGUGUGAGUUGAAUGGGAUGCUAGGUUAUUUGGAGCAUUAAAUAUGAAUAUUCACGAUGAUGUAAUUAAGCUGUUCAUAACUGUUGGCCUCAGUGAACAGAAGGCUUUGGAAACAAUAAAGAAUGAUAUGUUAACAAAACAUUUGAAGUUUGUUAUAGAGGAGGCUGUUAGAAAUGGUGGCACACUGCAAGAAAUUGGGAUGUUGUUGUACCACUUAGCAGCUAAAAUUAAAGUUCAGAUCCACCAUUUCAUUCCUGUGGUAGUAGAAUACAUAGUUGCAAACAAGAUUAAUUCACAGCAGCAAAUUGAUGCUGCCUUGGAUUACUUGUUAUCGCAUUUGAAGGGGGAUCUUAAUAUAAAAGAGUUUGAAACUGCAUGUGGAGUUGGUAUUACUGUCAGUCCCGAGGAAAUUGAACAUGUUGUGGAAAAAUUAAUAAAGAAACACAAAGAUGAAUUACUGGAUAAAAGGUACCAGUUUAAUGUGGGAGUUAUCAUGCGGGAAGUUCGACAGGAGCUGAAAUGGGCUGAUGGGAAAGCAAUUAAAAAUGAAGUGGAUUUGCAGGUGUUAGAUUUACUAGGCCCCAAAACUGAGUCUGACUUCUCAUCUCAGAUAAAACAAACUAAGAAGGUUAAAGCUAGCAAGCCUGAUGGGGACUCAACAGAGUUGACAAAGGAUGUUGAACCCAUUGCGGUCAUUGAUGGUAAAAUUGCCCCUGCUCACAUGUCUAUAAGUGAAAUUAUGAAAACCAAAAUACAUUUUCAUAAACCAGGUGAGAAUUAUAAAACAGAUGGUUAUGUAGUAACUCCGAACACCAUGAAGCUCUUGCAGGAACACUUGAAGCUCACCAGAGGACAGGUAAGAACAAGAUUUCCACCAGAACCAAAUGGAAUUUUACACAUUGGACAUGCUAAAGCUAUAAAUAUUAACUUUGGAUAUGCUGCAGCACAUGAUGGCAUCUGUUUCCUGAGAUACGAUGAUACUAAUCCAGAGAAAGAGGAGGAGAAGUUCUUCUUGGGCAUCAAGGACAUGGUAGAAUGGCUGACAUGAAGAACGGUAAAAUAGAAGAAGGAGAAGCAACACUGAGGAUGAAGAUCACAUUAAAGGAGGGCAAACAGGACCCUGUAGCUUAUAGGAUAAAAUUCCUCCCACAUCACCGUACAGGAGACAAAUGGUGCAUUUAUCCUACCUAUGACUACACACACUGCCUUUGUGAUUCCAUUGAACAUAUUACCCAUUCUCUGUGCACCAAAGAAUUUCAAAGCAGACGCUCCUCAUAUUACUGGCUUUGUAAUGCCUUGGAUAUUUAUUGCCCUGUACAGUGGGAAUAUGGGCGUUUAAAUAUGAACUACACCGUUGUUUCUAAGAGGAAAAUUGCCAAGUUGAUAUCAGAAGGCACAGUGAAAGAUUGGGAUGAUCCUCGUUUAUUUACACUAAGUGCACUUCGGAGGCGCGGAUUUCCACCUGAGGCUAUCAACAACUUCUGUGCCCAUAUGGGUGUGACAGGAGCUCAAGCUGUUGUGGAUCCUCAGAUGCUGGAAGCAUUUGUUCGUGACAUCCUUAAUACCACUGCCCAAAGGGCUAUGGUUGUUCUGGAACCACUGAAAGUGAAAAUAGUAAAUUUUCCUCUACCUAAAACAACAGACAUACAAGUCCCAAAUUUCCCCAGUGAUCCACAGCAAGGAUUUCACUUCGUGCCAUUUAGUGAAGAACUGUAUAUUGAACGAACUGACUUUAAGGAGGUAGGAGACAAGGGAUACCGACGUCUGACUCCUAACCAACCAGUAGGGCUUCGUCAUUCGGGCUAUGUCAUUGCUGUCUCCAGAGUGCUGAAGGACUCUGGAGGAAAUGUGGUGGCGUUGGAAGUAAAGUGUGAACCAGCAUCUGUAAGGGAGAGACCUAAAGCUUUCAUUCACUGGGUUUCACAGCCACUGAACAUUGAAGUCCGACUGUAUGAAAGACUUUUCAGACACAAGAACCCAGAGGACACAGAUGAAGUUCCAGGGGGAUUUUUAUUGGACUGCAAUCACGAAUCCUUGCAGAUUUUGCAGGCUUAUGGAGACGUAUCCCUGAGAAAUGCAUGUGUAUACAGCAAAUUCCAGUUUGAGAGAACUGGUUUUUUCUCUGUGGAUCCAGAUAGCACACAUGAAAAAAUAGUGUUCAAUCGUACUGUCACCCUCAAAGAAGAUGCUGGAAAGUGUUGACA